AAAUACUCCAUUCUACAAUCAUGGGAAACAAGAGUUCGACCUCCCCGUCCGACUCGCACUCCGUUGCACCUACGAAUGCCAGCUCGACCACAUUGACGGGUAACACGAACGAAUCUACGACUACACUGGUUCCGGAGACUCAGCCGCAGACUUCAGACAAGACCGCUACUACCGCCGCGACGCAAGGCUCGUCCACCGCAUCCACGCCUGCUAGAGCGGCUGGCCAGGCGAGAGAUUGGGAGGCCGCCUACGGCGCACUCGCCGGGAGUAUUGGCUUUGGGGGCACUACUCCGACGCUGCCGUCGAAGUUCAAGAAGGUCAAGAAAGAUAGCAGCCAGGGCAGUGGACAGGGCAGUGGACAGGGCAGCGGGCAGGGCAGCGGUGGAUCGAGCCCGUCGAGCGCGCCUCGUUCUUGAGCACCAUGACGCCGGUG
This is a messenger RNA of Phanerochaete carnosa HHB-10118-sp, 433 nucleotides long. RefSeq lists its product as uncharacterized. The coding region runs from base 21 to 416 and encodes 131 amino acids. Lineage: Eukaryota; Fungi; Basidiomycota; Agaricomycetes; Polyporales; Phanerochaetaceae. The record is from RefSeq and is a predicted model, not a curated record. The transcript has 2 exons.